AUGACCGCACCGGCCCAUUCAACGACUUUCGAGAAAGCGAUACAUGUAACGCCAAUCGACACGAAUACAUACUCGGCGCAUCUCGAUCCGUCGUGGUGUAUCGGACAGGUUCCCCAUGGCGGCUACACCGCAAGCGUUCUCUACCGCACAGCCACAACGCAUUUUGUACAAAAGGCCGCCAGAGCUGGUGCUUCUAACGCACGCGGACACAAACAGCAACCCCCUCAAGAACCCAUCGGUCUCCAAAUCACCUUCCAGCGACGAACAUUCGCCGGGCCUGCGAUUCUCUCCGUGCAGGAAAUAAAGCUCGGCGCCAGAGUCAGUACAGUCCAAGUCACGCUUUCGCAAGCGCGCGACGAGCGCGGGGCUGCCGCUGCAUCAGCGACAGGUACGGCAUUCAAAUCCUUGGACAGGAAUAAUCUUGAGGUCAAAGUCCUCGCGUACGUUACGCUUAGUCCUCCAGCAGCCGAGGAAGGUCCCGCGGUGACGGCGACGUGGGACUUGAGUCCUGCUCCGCCACCGGGCUCGCUAGCGGGUGGAGCGAUUGACUUCAAAUCACUAGGGGAGAAUGGAGUCGACGGGGAAUGGAAAGCCGGGCCCGUGGCUACUCCAAUGCUACACGCAGCGAAGCAUGUCCAGGCACAUAGCCCGGCAUCGAUACUCCGCCCGAAGACGACCGAGGAGCGUGCGAAGCAGGUGGUUGAUCAAUGGUCACGGUUUGCGCCGGGGGGAGUGCCGGCGCGCUGGUCGAAUGAGGCUGUCGUGUACCUUGCUGAUAUAUUUCCUGCGGCGUUGGAUCGAUUGGGGGCGAUGGAGGAAACGGCGGUUCUCCGUGCCACUGGAGGUAAUGCCAAAGGAGGAGAUGGGAAUAAGGUUGCGACGGGAGAAGCACUCGUGCAGUUCUGGUAUCCGACUGUGACGAUGAAUUUCGAUUUAAAGAGCAGGCUCCCACGUGAAGGGGUGGAGUGGUUACAUACACGGGUUGUCACGAGGAUGGUUCGGGGGAGUCGUGCGGAUUUGGAGGUGCUUAUUCUUGAUCAGGAUGGGGCGCUGGUUGCGACGAGUACGCAGGUCGCGUUGGUGGCUGACCCAGCGAGGAAUGGCAAGGGGAGAGGGGAGGGGAAGCUGUAG
Molecule: messenger RNA, 1131 nt
Organism: Aspergillus calidoustus
Lineage: Eukaryota; Fungi; Ascomycota; Eurotiomycetes; Eurotiales; Aspergillaceae
Source: the annotation of a GenBank genome assembly